Molecule: messenger RNA, 1640 nt
Organism: Neodiprion virginianus
Lineage: Eukaryota; Metazoa; Arthropoda; Insecta; Hymenoptera; Diprionidae
Product: lysosomal acid glucosylceramidase-like
Exons: 6
Coding region: 554-1480 (308 amino acids)
Biological process (GO): glucosylceramide catabolic process
Molecular function (GO): glucosylceramidase activity
Source: RefSeq, a predicted model, not a curated record
GGAAGCUACUCCAUGUAUAUCUCGAGAUUACGGAAAUGGCGGAACAGUCUGCGUGUGCAACGGAACUUACUGCGACAGCACUCCAGAGUACGAGGUUCCGGAUGUCGGUUCAUACAUUCGGUACACCUCGAGUGAAGAUGGUUUACCGCUGAGCAUGACGCAAGGUGUCUUCGACGACGAAAACACAUCGGCGGAUAUCAUUCUUCGACUCGAACCUGACAUCACCUACCAACGAAUUCACGGAUUUGGGGGUGCCAUGACGGAUUCGGCGGCCAUCAACAUAAAAUCACUCAGUGAAGGUGCCCAGGAAAAUGUACUGAGAUCGUAUUUUGGCGAGGAAGGUAGUAAAUAUAAUCUUGUACGUGUACCCAUUGCUGGGACUGACUACUCUAUCAGGAUUUACACCUACGAUGACUACGAUGGCGAUGUGUCACUGGAAAAAUUCACUCUGGCGGACGAGGAUCUGAUCUACAAAAUUCCGUUGAUGUAAAAAGCUCUUGAACUAAAUCCGAGACUCAGAUUUUUUGCAGCAUCAUGGACUGCUCCAUCCUGGAUGAAAACUAAUGACUAUUAUCUGUGCCAAGACGGAUUCCUGUUAGAAGAGUACUACCAGGUGUACGCUGACUAUAUCAUCAAAUUCAUGGACGAGUACAAAGAACAUGGACUGGAAAUGUGGGCAAUCUCGACAGGCAAUGAGCCGGUAAAUGGGAUCCUACCGGAAAGUAUCUACAACUGUAUGGCGUGGACACCACAGGGUAUCGCAAAUUGGGUUGCCGAAAAUCUCGGUCCGACAAUCAGCAGAUCAAAUCACAGUGAAACUCUUAUCUUCACCCUUGACGACCAGAGAUCUCGUUUAUCAUGGUUCGUUGAGGAAAUGUUUGAAAACGAGUUAGCAAAAAAUUAUACAGCCGGAAUCGCCGUUCAUUGGUAUUUUGAUCAAAUGAGUUCCACGAAUUUACUCGACGAGACCCAUUCCAAUUAUUCCGAUAAAUUUCUUCUACUGACCGAGGCUGCGAUAUGGAAUGCAACAGCUGACACAUAUGUCUCUCUGGGAUGUUGGGAUCGGGCUGAACAGUACAUACUGGAUAUAAUUGAAAAUCUGGAACACUGGGUGACUGGUUGGGUGGACUGGAAUCUCGAUUUGGACAUAGAUAGCGGUCCUGCUUGGGACAACAAUACUCUGGAUGCUUCAAUUGUCGUGAACGCGGAUGAGGACGAAUUUUACAAACAGCCAAUGUUCUACGCUAUAGCCCAUUUCAGCAAAUUCAUCCCACGGGAAUCUGUACGAGUGGAACUUUCAAUGAGUCAAAAUGAGACUUCGGUCAAGUCCGUCGCUUUCAAGACACCGGAAAACGAGACCGUUCUUGUGAUCUAUAAUAUGUCAACUGAAGAACAGCAGGUGACUGUUUCUGAUCCAGAGAGGGGAAACUUCACUCUUCAAUUACCAUAUAAAUCAAUUCAGACGAUUCUCUACAAGUGAUUGUUACACGUUACUUUGAUGAAAUUUGUGUUUACAGAGGGUUAAAUUUGACUGACCUACUUGUAUCCGAUAAUCUGACAUAAAUAAUCAUUUAUGCAAAAUUUAGUUCACUGUUUAUGACCAUGAUGCGAAACUUAACAAAACUAAAGAAAUCGAGAAG